Molecule: messenger RNA, 1913 nt
Organism: Scheffersomyces coipomensis
Lineage: Eukaryota; Fungi; Ascomycota; Pichiomycetes; Serinales; Debaryomycetaceae
Gene: GAL1
Product: galactokinase
Exons: 1
Coding region: 206-1789 (527 amino acids)
Biological process (GO): galactose metabolic process; carbohydrate phosphorylation
Cellular component (GO): cytoplasm; cytosol
Molecular function (GO): galactokinase activity; ATP binding
Source: RefSeq, a predicted model, not a curated record
UCCGGCGAAAAAAGAGUGUAACGUUACAGUAUUUUGCAAGACUUCAAAUUGACCGAACGAAAAUUUAAAAAUCUCCACAUAUAUAUAUGAAAGAAAAUAACAAACUACAUUUCCAUCCAUUAUUCUUUUCAUAUUUUGUUAGAAAAAGAGUCUUUUUGAAAGCUUGCUGUCUUCCGUUUAUUCACUUAUAUAUUUUUUCGAAAAGAUGACGUCGUUAGUCCCCACGUUUAAGGAUCUUUCAUUUUCAUCUAAUCCUCAACUUCAUGAAUCUAGAAUUAUCAAUUUAGUUAAAACGUUUAAAUCGAAUUUCAAUGAUGACCCUGAAUUCAUAAGCAGAUCUCCCGGUAGAGUUAAUUUAAUGGGUGAUCAUAUUGAUUAUAAUUUUUUCCCGGUAUUACCUAUGGCUAUUGAUGUUGAUGUUAUUGGUGUUGGAAAAUCAUAUUCUGAUUCUCGUGAUAUUAAAUUAAUCAAUACUGAUGAUUCAUUUGAACCUGAAACAUUUGAAUUACCUGCCGAUGGAAGUGUCAUUGCUAUCAAUUCCGGUGAUUCAUUCUCUUGGGCUAGUUAUUUCAAAUGUGCUGUUAUUGUCGCUCAUAAUUAUAUCUUAGAUAAUCAUCCUGAAUUAUUGGACCAUGGUAAGAAACCAUUGAAAGGGUUGAAAGUUGCAUUUAACGGUACAGUUCCAACUGGAGGUGGGUUAAGUUCAUCAGCUGCAUUCUGUGUAGCUUCAACAUUAGCUGUUUUGGCUGCUAAUGAUGUUCCUCAUAUUUCCAAAAGUGAUUUAACUAAAAUCACAGUAGUUAGUGAACAUUAUGUUGGUGUUAAUACUGGUGGUAUGGAUCAAUGUGCUUCAAUUUAUGGUGAAGCCUCUAAAGCAUUAUUAGUUAAAUUCAAACCUAAAUUAAUGGGAGUUCCAUUUAAAUUCCCAUCUAUUUCCAAGGAUGAAGAAUUAGCAUUCUUAAUCACUAAUAGUUUACAAAAGAGUAAUAAACAUGAAACUGCUCCCAUUCAUUAUAAUUUAAGAGUGGUUGAAAUGGGAAUUGGAGCUGAUUUAUUAGCUCAUAAAUUUGGCCUUGACUUACCUAAGGAUUCUAAUAUUAAAAGUGGAAGUUUAAGAGGAUUUUUAGAUUCUUAUUAUACUCAAAUUUUACAUGAACAACCAUGGGAUGGAAAUGAUGUUGAAGUUGGUAUUGAAAGAUUACAAUAUUUAUUGACCUUGAUUGAAAAAGAUGAUAUAUUUAAUGAUGAAGAAAAAAUUGGAUUUUCAGUUAAACAUGCUAGUGAAAGAUUAGAAAUUUCAGAAUCAAAAUUUGAAGAAACUUAUUUAACUAAAGUACCAGUUAGAUUUGAUAAUUUAAAAUUAUAUCAAAGAGUUAAACAUGUUUAUGCUGAAAGUUUAAAAGUUUUACAAUGUUUAAAAUUAUUAGAAGAAACCAAUUCAUCGAAUGAUGGAUUAAAAUUCUUAAAAGGAUUUGGAGAAAUCAUGAAUGAAUCUCAAAUAUCAUUAGAUUUAUUAAACAAUUCUUCAAAUGCCAAAUUAAAUGAAAUUUGUUCAAUUGCUUUAGCUCAUGGAUCAUAUGGUUCUAGAAUCACUGGUGCAGGUUGGGGAGGAUCUAUAGUUCAUUUAACUACUACGAAAAAGUUACCUGGAUUGGUUAAAGCUUUAACUGAUAAGUAUUAUAAGGUUGAAUUUCCUGAAAUUACAUCGGAGGAGUUAAGAGAAGCCAUAGUUGAUAGUAAACCUGCUUCUGGAAGUUGCUAUAUUGAAAUCAAUAAAGAAUGGUUGUAAUGAAUUAAUGAAUGACAUUGCAUUUUAUGAAUUGCACAUGAAAAGUUAGUUUUAAUAAGAAAGUAAAGUAAAGUAAAUAAAGAAUGUUUGUACAUUUAUUAUGUAAAUAAUUAAACGAUAAAUA